This is a messenger RNA of Periconia digitata, 1189 nucleotides long. Lineage: Eukaryota; Fungi; Ascomycota; Dothideomycetes; Pleosporales; Periconiaceae. The record is from the annotation of a GenBank genome assembly.
CUUCCUCGACUUCCAGAAGAGGCAAGACAUCUCGUCUCGCCACGACCUCACCAAGUUUACUUUUACUUCAACUGUGUCUCAAGUCAACAUCUCAACCUGAAUUCACAUUCUCAAAUUCUCUCUCUCGAGCACAAUGGCAGUCGCCGUGACUCACGUUACCCUCUUUGUUCAUGGCCGCAUUGCGAGAGGGCAGCGCCAUGGGUGGUUCUCUUCACCGAGGUGAUGGAGUCAUGCCCUGCGAUGGUUACAUGUAAACAGAACAUUCACCUCAUGUAUCAUAGCAAAUGCCAACUUCGCCAUGUUUGCAAAGGGCACCUUGAAGGCGAUGAAUAGAAAAUUCAAGACUGCGCGCGUCCGUUUCCACCGUAGAUUUGAACCCUUGGAAGUCAUCUCUUUAUGGUUAUAGACGAAGUGAGGUCAGCAUCACUUCGAUCAUGUCAUAUCGAUCCGGAUAUAUCAAAUUCUUCUUCAGUGAAGACAUCCUAUUCCCUACUCAGAGUCACUCAUCCACGGAUUCAUAUUCCUAUCACAUCAAUCACAUUCUGUUGAGCCCCUCACAUGUACACUCACAAAUUUCACAAAUUGUGAAGCCACCGCUUUCCAGUAAAACGAUAAAUAACAGGAAGCAAAAGCGAAAGGAAAAGUAAAACCCAGAAAACACAUGAUACAAUACAUUUUGAUCCUUCCUAUGUAACUCUUAGAAACCCACAAUCUUGAUACAUUCCCAACCACUUGGAAAUCUGUCAAAUUCUGUUGACCAGAAACACAUACACACACACACAAAAUGUUGCCCUCUAUCCUCCUCUUCCUCCUCACACCGCCAACAACCCCCCAUCCUUUACACCCCUCCCCACGCACCACAACCCCAGGCCUCGCAACCCUCCAAAACGCAUGUCCCUACCCGCUGACCCUACAAAAGCUCCCCGCCCUCGCCUGCGCAACAGCCCACUCGCAGACCCUCAUCGCGCUCGCCCCAGGACAAACCUGGUCCUCAGGCAUCGACGACACGUGUCCCAGCGGCGGAAACAUCGUCGUCAAAGUGCACCAGCAAGGCAAAGAAAGGGAUGGAAAGCCGAUGCAGUUCGAGUAUGGGUAUGAGGAGGGUAGUUCGACGUUAUGGGUAAAACAACUCCCCCUGUAUCACCUCCUUUUCCUAUUCGAUGUUCUUUUUUUUUUUAAGAAAGAAUGA